AUGCCUCCCAAGUCCACCAAGGGAGAAUAUAUAGAAACAGACACAGGAAACAAAGUCUCCCGUCGCUCUCAAGUACACGGAACCCAGCACAUUAUCUUGGGCGGCAAAACUGUUAUCCAAGCCGACGUGUGCAUCCGCGGUGAUCUCUACCGUCACCAAUCCGACCACCCAGCAUCCAAUUCCUCCUCGUCCUCCAACCCAACACCAGCGAGCCCUGCAGUGGCCGUUUCGAUAGGUCGAUACACCUACCUCUCCCGUUCCUGCCUGCUGCGUCCGCCCUCACGUCUGCACCGUGGUGUUCAUUCGUUUUUCCCGUUGAAAAUGGGCGACCAUGUGUUUGUAGGGGAGAAGGCGGUGGUGGAAGCAGCCACUGUGGGCAACCACGUUCAUAUCGGCAAAGAGGCGGUGAUUGGGUCGAUGGCUAUUUUGAAGGACUUUGUUGUUGUGCUAGAUGGUGCUGUGGUGCCUCCGGGAAUGGUUGUACCUAGUUGGUGCGUUGUUGGAGGCAGGCCAGCUAGGAUUGUAGGGGAGAUUGGGGAGGGCUAUGGUGUUGAAGGUGGGGAAGGGGGUUUGGCAAGGGAGAGGUAUAGGAAUGUUGGGAAGUGA
Messenger RNA from Paracoccidioides brasiliensis Pb18, 606 nucleotides. RefSeq lists its product as uncharacterized. The transcript has 2 exons. The record is from RefSeq and is a predicted model, not a curated record. The coding region runs from base 1 to 606 and encodes 201 amino acids.